CUUAGUAUUUAUUUAAUGAAUAAAUAUUCUAUUUUAGUGUUUUCAAAUAUUAUACUAAUUUUACAGAUUGAAGUAAAUGAUGACGACAUCACUUGCUCAACAAAAGCAUUUGCAUUUCUUUUGUCUAGUUCAACACCAUUGGCCCCAGGUAGAACCAAAACCAAUUCUGUCAUAGAAGAUCAACAACAACCACAAACUAAAAUUGAAUCAAAUAAAAACAAAGAAACUGAAGAAUUUCAAUUGGGAAAAAAUUUAAGUAUGAUACUAGAAGCGUCUAAAGAACGUAAUAGCAGUACUUCAUCUGGAAUUAUUUCUUCAUCAGUUACAAAAGUAGAACAACAAUCUUCAAUUGAUUUUGGUGAUUCAAUUAAUCCUUUUGACGAUGAAUUAAUAACUAAAUUAUUACAAAGAGUAAUUAAAUUUCCUAAUGAACAUCACAAAUCUGGUUAUAUAGAGCAAGAAUCAGAUUUACCAAUUAUGCGAUCCGAAUUCAAAUUGGGUCCCAAUAAAAUGACACUCAUCAAUGAAAUUGGUAAAGGAUCAUAUGCGCGUGUUGUGAAAGUUAGACCAGAUGGUGAAAAUGCUGUAGAAAGAGCACUUAAAAUUCAAAAACCGGCAUGUGCUUGGGAAUGGUAUAUAAGUAAAGAAAUUAAGCAUCACCUUAAAGAUUCUGAGAAAGUAUUAUCUUAUUUCAUUAACAUGGACCAGAUGUUUGUUUUCAAAAAUGGAUCAAUUAUUUCUAUGGAAUUUGCUACUCAUGGAACACUAUUAAGUGUAGUUUUAGCAUAUAAAGUAGCGAUGAACCGCUCUAUUCCUAUCACUGUUGGUGCAUUGCUCAUUUUACAAGUGACAUCAGCACUCAAAUACCUUCAUCAAUGUCAAAUCAUUCAUGGAGAUUUAAAACCAGAUAAUGUUAUUAUUAAAACAUUACCUAAUGAAUGUGAUCAGCCUUGUGUGCAGUUAAUUGAUUUUGGUCGUAGUAUUGAUAUGACUUUAUUCCCUCCUGAUACUACUUUUACACAUACAGUGAAAACUGCUGAUUUUAUUUGUCAUGAAAUGAGAGAAAAAUUGCCAUGGACUUACCAGACUGAUUAUUUUGGAUUGGCUGGUAUUAUUUACAUGGUUCUCAUGUCAGACUACAUGAAAACUCAAAAAAUACGUAAAUUAUGGGUGCCAUUAAAACCAUUUCCAAGAUACAUAGACAAAGAACUUUGGGGCACUAUGCUGAGCAUGUUGUUGAACAUAGAAUCAUGCAAAAAGCUUCCUAGCUUGGAUGAAAUUAUAAGGAAAUUGAACAAAUAUUUGGCAAUGCAACAAAAAGUGGUAUUGAGACAUAAUUUCACUAGUUUAAAAAAUGCUUUAAAAAAAAAUUAAUGUUUUUAUGUUUUACAUUUAUUCUAAUGAUUUUUUUUUAUAUAUAUUUGGUUUACUUACUGUAGUUUUUUUUAAGAACAUUUUAAUUUAUACUAUUUUUUGUGUGGUAUGAUUUUUAUAUUCGCUUGAGUAUUCUUUUCAUUAUACUAUUUUUUAUUAAUUUAUUAUCAUAAUAGAAAAAUCUUAAAUACUAAGUACUCGUAUUGGCAAGAUACAAUGAAUAAAAGAUGUGAUAACAGAUAAGAACAUCUAUAUUACUAUGAAAAAAACAGGAUAAAAGGAUUCUCUUUUCACUGAGUUCACAUUAACAGUUAAUACAAAAUAAUUGUGACAAAAUUGGUACAUUAUUUAUAGAAGAUCUUAUAAAUAAGGUGAUAGAGGAGUAUGUAAAAAGGACUUUAAAACUAUCAAAAGAUAUGUGUAAGGAAGUUGAUUUUACAUGGAAUAUUUGACUAAGAGGAAAAAUAAAUAGGACCUGUAGCACUACCGUCAUGGUGUGUUUGUACAAUAGAAGUAUUAUUUAAAUAAAAUAUUGGUUAUUUAUUUGUAA
Molecule: messenger RNA, 1924 nt
Organism: Aphis gossypii (cotton aphid)
Lineage: Eukaryota; Metazoa; Arthropoda; Insecta; Hemiptera; Aphididae
Product: mitotic checkpoint serine/threonine-protein kinase BUB1-like
Exons: 9
Coding region: 16-1374 (452 amino acids)
Biological process (GO): meiotic sister chromatid cohesion, centromeric; protein phosphorylation; mitotic spindle assembly checkpoint signaling
Molecular function (GO): protein kinase activity; ATP binding
Source: RefSeq, a predicted model, not a curated record